AAAUUCCUUUAACCUAAACUGUCUCCAACCAGUGGAUUUUGAAGAAGCCAGUCAAUUUUCCUUUCUUCUUAAUCAUGUUGAAAUUUUUACUUCAAUUUGUGGUGCAACUCUGCUUAUGAAGCAGUCAGUGGGAACUUUUUUUUUUAAAGAGUUUCAGGUCAGGUUAUUGUGAGAAUAGACCAAUAGAAAUUGGAGGGACCAGCUGUGACUUCACUGUGGCUGUAGUAUGUGGCUGGGAUUUCUUAGGUCAGGUCAUUGUGGAACAGAAAGUUAGGAAUCAGCUUAGAUGUGACAUUAGGUUAUGACCUCAUAACAAGCACACACACACAAACAGCCUCCCCCUCUCCCAUCACCUUGCUGGUUGACAGACCUCACUGGGCAAUUAACAGGCACACAGGCAUGAAAAAACAUCUGACCCCUAGCCUGGGCACAUCCAGGCUGCCUGGCACUGCUAAUCUGCACACUGGUUUGAGGAUUUGCAUUUUCGUGAGGUGCAAAGAUUAAAAAGAUGAGAGGUAGAAGGACUUGUAUAAAUUGUAUAUUUUUUCAUGCUAAAGCAUUGAGGUGAAUCAUAACAUCAAUGUGAUUUUUGCAGAGGAGAUGGUUGUGAGUCCAGCCCGACUGAGUAAGAAUGGUAGCGGAAACGACCAUGUAGCUGAUCAUCCCCUCAACCCCAACCCAGAUUCUCAGUGCUCUUUUUUUAAGGAUAAUGAAGUCUUAACACAGAUAGACAAGGAUGUCAGACGGUUGUGUCCAGAUAUCAUGUUCUUUCAGCGUGGAACUGAAUUUCCUUGUAAGUUGAUAGUGGAUGACCCUGAGGUGGAGAGACUGCACCGACGUGUCACUCAUUCCUCUUUAUCUGCAUCCUCUGUCACAAGAAAAGGUCUAGGUAUUACUAAGAUGGAGUCUUCAAAUCGUAGGACAACCACAACAGAAGAUUACCAUCCUCUCCCACCAGGCUCUGAGGCCCACUGGGAGGUGGUAGAGAGAAUCCUCUUCAUUUAUGCCAAGCUUAACCCUGGACAGUCUUAUGUACAAGGAAUGAAUGAGAUUAUUGGCCCUAUUUACUACACUUUGGCUAAUGAUCCAAAUGUGGCUUUCAGAGAAAAUGCGGAGGCUGAUUGUUUUUGGUGCUUCAUCUCGUUGAUGGGUGAGAUACGAGACUUCUUCAUCCGUACCCUUGAUGAAAGUGAGAGUGGAAUUGGUGCCAUGAUGGAACGACUAAUGUCCAACCUUAGACAGCAUGACCAUCAGCUAUGGAACCGUCUCAGAGUCCAAGAACUACGUCCGCAGUUCUUCAGCUUUCGAUGGCUGACACUUCUACUGUCUCAGGAGUUUGACCUGCCAGACGUUAUUCGUGUUUGGGACUCACUUUUUGCUGAUGCCAACCGCUUUAGUUAUUUGAUUCAAGUCUGCACGGCAAUGAUGGUGUUACAGAGGGACACCAUGAUACAGAAUGACUUUGCUUCCAACAUGAAAAUCCUUCAGAAUUACCCACCUGUGGAUGUACAAGUGCUGCUAAGCAAAGCCACUGAACUAGUGGAGAUUUCUGGAGAGAAUACUUGUGAUACCACUAACAUGGAACAAUCAAGUUGACCCCUGGAACAAUGUGAUGGAGACCAGUAGUACUGUACUGUUGUUUGGGCUGGAGGUGGGAGUUUGUUACAAUCUUUUUAUACUUGUGUAAAAUACUAUUUUGUAGUUAAACUGCACACUGCUAGGUUAUGCAGCUGCCCAUGUUGUGGCUCUGAAUAUACCUGUAAUGGCUUAAGUGAGGAGAUGGGAAAGCAGGUGAACAUAUACAAGUAUUAGUAUUGGUUCAGCUGGGUUUAUAUGGUUUAUAUUAACCUCUUCUAUGCAUGAUUCAUAUGCAGAAAAAUUUUCCAGCUGACAAAGUCGUGGCACAUAGUUAUUUUUUCUUGCAGUAUGUUUACUGCCAUAUGAUGGAUUAAUUUGCAUUAAUUACUUUGCUUUUAUCAAUAAAUGUGACAUAUAUGAUUCAAUUACAUUGAUUCAACUACAUUUUUCAGAAAAAAGAAUAUUAACACAAUUUUUUUUAAUGCAUAUUUCGGUUUGGUAUACAGUAAUCCCCAGCUAAUGUAUUCCUGUAUUCAUUAAAAUACAAUUUUGGUGAUAUGGAGUAAAAAGUUCAACCAAUAUAUGUGUGUGUGUUACAUGGUUCACAAUUGCCAGGCAAAUUUAAGCAUGCUGCUUCUGGUAAUACUGUUGUUGACUCUUGGGAUUGACUGUAGGCUGCGAAUGGACUACCCAUAGAUAUGUUGGUGCAAUUUGUUUUGUACCAUAUUACCAAGGUUUGAUACAGGUAGUAACUGUAUCAUAUUGACUUUCAUCUGAAAGUGAUACAGUACAGUAUAACUAUGUCUGCUCUUGGGGGGGAAGAAAGAGCCCUCCAUCAGUGCUGUAUCACACUCAUCUUUUCCCCUAGUUUCCAUUCCCUUCUCAUGACCUUGAGUGAGACUGCCUCCUUAACAACAAUAGUGAUAUAGCACUCACCCAAGAUUAUGGCCUCGGGAUCUUAACACGUAAACGGUAAUUCAUUAUUUCAUGAUUAUUUUUUUUAAUUGCAUUAUAUUAAUUAUUUUGGUCCAGGUAUGUGUACAUGCAGUAUCCUAUGAAAAUUUGUAUGUUAGGUUAUUUUCCUUGUUUGGCAAUAUCAAGGAAUGUGACCUUUUUUUCCCAUUUAUUAUUUAGAUAGUGGCUUUUCCAGGAAAUUACCUGCAUAUUAGUUGGGGAUCACUGUAAGAGUGUUGUGAUAUAUAUAUUUUUUUUUAAUAAAAUAUUCUCACAUGUGAUUGUAACUGUAGAUAAGGAACAAUGAAUUUAGAGUAAAUGUGUUACAUGAUAUGAUUGUCAAGUUUUAUACUCUAUAUUAGGGCUACCCUACCUUUACAGUCAUGAGGGUCAGGGUUCAUCCAAAUAGAGUAUGGCACAACUUUUGGUAAGGAUUUUUAAUAAUGUUUUUACAUAUCAAAAAAGUUGAACUUGUGUGACUGUAACCAACAGUGAUAAUGAUUCAGGUAUUAUAGUAACAAUAAUAACUUCUUUUGUUUGUGGUUUAUUUAAUUAUUGUGUGAGAAAGACACAGUUUCAAAAUUAUGAUACGGUAAUAUAUCCGUUAGUCAGAAUUUCUCUUAGCUGGAACUCUCCGAUAGCCGGAAUUGAAAUUUGCUACUUAUUUUUCGUAAAAUUCCGGGUUUGGGAACGAUUUUCCAAGGGGCGCAUUUUCUGGAAAAUUCUGAGAAAAUUUUUCUGGUACCCGGAAAAAUUCCGGGGAGGGGUGAUUUUUUUUCUCCAGAUUUGAGAGAUGAAAUAAUGCACAAUUUCCGGAAAAUUCUUUGAAACUUUUCCCGGUACCUGGAAAAAUUCCAGGGAUGGGGUAUUUUUCCAGGUUUGAGAGAGUUGUCCUAUUACCCGGAAAUCUCUCAUUCCCGGAAGUGCUCUGCACCAAUUGUUCCUUGUUUUGGCUGACGAAGAUAUCACUUUACAUUAUCCUCUCAGUGGCUGCCGUGCAAAUGCUUCCUUUGGAUGCUUUUAGGUAGAUACAGUAACAUCCCAUUAAUUCUUCAUACAGUAACCGAUGAAUGACUUCAGUAGAUAAUGAACUUAACUGAAUAAUGAAACUUGGCUAUUUAUGAGUUUCUAAACCUUUCUGUAAAAAUGCUGUAUUAUGAACUUAAUGUUUUUUCAAGUUUGAAAACUAAAUGAUCAUAACAAUAUACAGCAUGUUAGUUUUCAUGCAUAUUACACCUUGUAAAUUAGAAAGCUCAAAACAGUGUUGAAAAUAAAUGAUCAAUUCAAAAUAUACCAGUUCAUAAUCAAUGAGACUUGACAUCUGGUUAUCAGGUUAAGAAAAAGCCAUUGUUUUUCUGGGUCAGAUUACCACAACUAUGGCAACCAAAUCAUUACCACAUUAUGAGAUGCGCUACUCAGAUUUAUGGAAUGCUAUUGUAGUGUGAUAAUAUUCUACCUACUGUAUUAAACAUUUCAGACAUUAUGUUAUGAUACAAUUUAAUGGUAUUUUGCAAGCAUUUGCAUAUUGUACUACAGUAUAUCAUCCUUAGGUCUUCUUGUGGAUUCUUUAUGUAAUAAUGUCUCUAGCAAUACUAAUGUACAGUAGUGUUCUCUUUUUCUAUAUUAAUUUGUUAUUUCUGUCUUUGUGGUUAAAUAACUGCCUUGAGGGGCUCAUCAGGUGAAAAUUCUUGUAUACAUUAAAAACAUAAAGCAGAGAACUUAUAAAAAUAAAUUUUUGCCACAGUUGAUAUCUAGGGUAAAGGUUAAUGCAUGAAAAGGGUUAGAUUUUUUCCAUUACAGUACUGUAUUUAAAGGAAAAUCUCACUUUAAUGAGAAAAGACUAAUAAGGUUUGCUAGCAUAAUAAUUGUGAUAUGUUUUAUUUAUGAUUCAAUACAUGUACCAGUAUUGAUAAAAGAAUACAGUAUAUACAAAUUAAUUUACAGUAUAAGUAGUUAGUCUUGAAAGGAAAGCAGAUAAAUCACCAAAAAGUUUGAACAAUGAAGUGACUACUUAUGUAAGAAUGCAUUUUUUACUUAAAUGCUCAACUUGUAAUGUAUAGCAGCAUUUAGAGAGUUUCUGGAAAUUGCUUGCACAAAUAUUUCUGUAUAUGAGAUGUUUAUGUUGUUUGUGUGCAAGGUUGAGGGGAUUCUUGCAUGGUUGUAACAUGCAUUGUAAAAUGCUAAAAGUGUUGGCUUCUUUUUACAUUAUGUUAAGCCUAUUUACAAAUAGGUUUUCAGUUGUUACAUCAUUGGAAAGUAAUUUCAAGGAAGAAACUUGGGUAUUUAAGUUAUAAUUUAGCUUCAGAUUAAACACUGUGAAUUUUACAAAAGGCUGAAGAUUUCUUAGAAUUUGUGAACAUUUGUUAGUCAACCAACCAAGAAUUUAUGAUGUUAAUACUGGCUAAUUAAAACUAGUGUUGGCAUUAGAAAUUUUUUGAAGUUUAUAAUUUAAAUCAAGAUAACUGACUGAAGGACCAAAGUUGAAUUUUAAGUUAAUUGAUUUAUAUAUUGAUCAUCAGUAACUUAUCCUUUCAUGGUUAUGAAUAUUUUCAGCAUUUUGACACAUUUGUUAAGAAUUUAUUUUGUAAAUUUCUUGCAGAUUAUAUAGGGCUGUGAUAAUCAAUAUAUGAUAGCAUAUCACCUGGAUUGAAAUGUUCUCAAAACAUGAAAUUCUACUUAGAAAAAGAAAAAAAACAAUCAAAGCAUUUUGCAAUAAAAUGCAUUCAGUUAGAAAAAUUAGAUAAGGACUUAAAUGCUAAACAUAUUUAUCCUCUUGUGUUUUGAGGUACCAUGGAUAUGUCUUCUAUAUCAAUACUUCUUCAUAUUUGUUCUCUACUUUCUACUUCCUUAAUUUUUUGUGUGGCCUUCUUCAAAGUCUAUAUUUCUGAGUCCUCUAAUUUGACUUUUUAGUCACGGAUUUUUACUUCGCGGUUCUCGGUAAUUCGGGGAUGACACCCUGGAUGUACCCAUAAAUGUCUGAGGGUAGUUUUAAAGUUGCCGGCAUUUUCAUGGCUGGGACAGGGAGCCAUUCGUUCUAGAGACAGUAAUUUCCUUUACCUGAAUUGU
Homarus americanus (American lobster) is the source of this 5598-nucleotide messenger RNA. RefSeq names its product TBC1 domain family member 13-like. The record is from RefSeq and is a predicted model, not a curated record. Gene Ontology annotation, molecular function: GTPase activator activity. NCBI's taxonomy places the organism in Eukaryota, Metazoa, Arthropoda, Malacostraca, Decapoda, Nephropidae. Gene Ontology annotation, biological process: intracellular protein transport; activation of GTPase activity.